UUGAUUUUGAUAUGAGUAAUAAUACCAUUUCUAAUAAUUGAUUUCCCCAAUUCCGGAGAUUAAUCAAACAUUGUCUCAUCGACCUUUUAACCCUAGCGUUCCUCUCUCAUAGAUCUGCUAUUCAGGGAAAUAGUUAAUGGAUCAUGAUGAGACAGGAUGCCAAGCGCCAGACUUCCCAAUCCUCUGCGUUAACAAUUGUGGGUUCUUCGGACGUGCAGCAACAAGGAAUAUGUGUUCCAAAUGCUACCGAGAGACAGUCCUCAAGGAUGAACAAGAAAGGCUUGCGGUCUCUUCCUUUGAUAACAUUGUGAACCGGACCUCCACCAAGGGCAAAGAAGAAGUUGCCGCGGCUGCUGCUGUUUCUGUUGAUGUAAAGUCGGGAGAAGUAUCAACAGAAGAUGUAAAUGUUCAAGUAUCUAGUGAAUCAAGCCUCAGACAGCCUUCCGAGCAGAAGAAAGCUGGUCCAAGUAGAUGUUUGACAUGCCGUAAGCGUGUUGGUUUGACUGGUUUUAGCUGCAGGUGUGGAAAUCUGUUCUGCGCCGCUCACCGAUACUCUGACAAGCAUGAUUGCCAAUUUGAUUACCAGGCUGCUGCUCAAAGUUCGAUAGCCAAAGCCAAUCCUGUCGUCAAGGCUGAGAAACUUGAUAAGAUCUGAAACGAUUACUACAAGUUACGAGUUUUUCAGUGAUUUUCUUGCUUAUAACAUUGCUGCUUCCCCUUGUUAGUAACCCUUAUGUCUAUAAAUGUACAAGGUCCCAUGGCAAGGGGCAGUCACAGUCUAGUGCACUAGCCCUGUCGAACAACAGGGGGGGCCACCUUUGCACCGGUUUGUAAGUACUUAUUUGCUCGUUUGUGGCACUUUGAUCAUCGAUUUGCAAGCUUAUCUUCUUUAUGUUCCCGAUUGCUAUU
Molecule: messenger RNA, 909 nt
Organism: Amaranthus tricolor (Joseph's coat)
Lineage: Eukaryota; Viridiplantae; Streptophyta; Magnoliopsida; Caryophyllales; Amaranthaceae
Product: zinc finger A20 and AN1 domain-containing stress-associated protein 8-like
Exons: 2
Coding region: 137-655 (172 amino acids)
Molecular function (GO): DNA binding; zinc ion binding
Source: RefSeq, a predicted model, not a curated record